GAAGUCCCGGAUGAAGGAUGCAGACCUGUCCUGUAUCUGUGAGUGGAGGAAGCUCCAUAAGCUGACCCUGGGCGGGUUGCCAGGGGUGACCACGGGUGAGUUCCUGCAGACCCUCCCAGAGAAGUGUCCAGCCCUGCGGCACCUGUCCCUGGCAAACCUGGGUCCCACCGGACAGUGCACUUACUCCAAGAACCUUCUGUCUGCACUGAGAAGGAUGCCACACUUACAGGACUUCAGGUUUGAGCAGACAAACUUCAACGUAGCCUGGAGUUUCCUGGAGGCUCUGUACAACUGCAAGGGCCUACAGAGACUGUGUGUGGUGGCCAGGAAUGGGGAGUAAGUUGUGAACAUUGUAUAGAAGUUGUGAACAUUGUAGAGAAGUUGUGAACAUUGUAGAGAAGUUGUGAACAUUGUAGAGAAGUUGUGAACAUUGUAGAGAAGUUGUGAACAU
This is a messenger RNA of Branchiostoma belcheri (Belcher's lancelet), 451 nucleotides long. RefSeq lists its product as uncharacterized. The transcript is spliced from 2 exons. The coding region runs from base 11 to 340 and encodes 109 amino acids. The record is from RefSeq and is a predicted model, not a curated record. Gene Ontology annotation, biological process: SCF-dependent proteasomal ubiquitin-dependent protein catabolic process. NCBI's taxonomy places the organism in Eukaryota, Metazoa, Chordata, Leptocardii, Amphioxiformes, Branchiostomatidae.